AUGGUAACCCCCAACUUCCAGCUGUUCAAGAAUGGAGUGUCCCUGAAGCGCAUGCAUCUCGACUCACCUGCCAUCAAACACCAGUUUCUACUGACAGGUGACACUAAGGGGCUCUACCGCUGUCGCUCAGGCUUGUCUAGAGGAUGGACCAAGCUGAGCAACCUCCUGGAGCUGACAUGGCCAAAGUCCUUUCCCCCACCCUUGCUGUCAGCGGAGCCAGUGUCCUGGAUCACACCUGGCUUGGACACGAACCUGGUGUGCCUCGGGGGACUACCCGGUAUGACCUUUAUUCUGAGGAGGGAAGGUGAUGGCAAAUUUCUACAAGUAGCUGAGGCCAGGGAGGACGUGAAGGCCACCUUCCCUGUCCAACAGGCUGGCAACUACAGCUGCAGCUAUCGGAUCCAUACAGCAGGUGCCCCCUCCGGGCCCAGUGCCACCGUGAUCAUCAAGGAGCUGGCUGUGCCGCCCCCGCCCAAGCUGAAUGUCCCGAGCGAGGCCGCCGGGGUCCUGCACCCAGGCCAGCCCGCCAGCCUCCUCUGCGUGGCACCCCGAAGCGGCGUGACCUUCCAGCUGCGGCAAGGGGACAGGGUGCGGUGGGUGCCCAUGAGCAGCACCACCCCGGGCCGCGCCUUCAUCCACCUGGGCGCGCUGGCCCCAGGGGACAGCGGCGAAUAUACCUGUCGAUACCGGCCGGGAGGCGAGCCUGAUGUCUGGUCCGAGGACAGCGUGCCAGCCGAACUGACGCUGAGCGAUGGUCCGACCUGGGCCACGUCGUCGCCGCCUGCCAGGUCACCUCUAGCUGCCCAGGUCUGCGUGGGUGCCGUGACUCGCCUGCUGAGGGCGACUGGGCUGCGGCCGCUACUCCGCCUACGUGCCCAGAGCUCGGACGCGGGCGGGCGCCGGGUGCACCGUCUGCAGAGCCCCGCGGGGACCGAGGCCGACUUCGAGCUGCGCGACGUCUCGGUGGCCGACUCGGCCAACUACAGCUGCGUCUACGUGGACCUGCUGCCGCCGUUCGCGGGGUCGGCGCCCAGCGCGCCUUGGGAGCUGCGCGUGGACGGACCCCCUCCCAGGCCGCAGCUCCGGCCCCUGUGGAGCGGGGCGGUGACCCCGGGCAGAGACGCUGUUCUGCGCUGCGAGGGCCCCAUCGCCGACGUCAACUUCGAGCUGCUGCGGGCAGGGGACACGGAACCCUUGGCCGAGCUCAUGUCCCUCGGGUCCUCGGCGGAGCUGGUGCUGGUCUACGUGGGGCCCCAGCACGCCGGCAACUACAGCUGCCGAUACCGCUCCUCGUGGCCCAUCCCUUUGGAGUCGGAGCUCAGCGCCCCCGUGGAGCUGCGAGUGGCAGGUGACACUUUCUGGGCCGUCGGCUGCUCGGCCUCCUGGCCUCCUGGCCUCCCCAGCACUGCGCCCUCCUCCAGGCCGACCUCGCCUGCUCUCCACCUGGGCAGUGUCGGUGGCCUGGUGUCCCGGAAAGCUGAUCCAGCUGCAGAGAAGGUGCUGAUGGCGUCCUCAGGAAGGCCUGGGACUCUGAAGUUCCCGCCUCCACCCCCCACCCCACCCCCCGUGGAGCUGGAGGCACCCUCCCUGGGUCGAGGGCUUCCCCCUUUCUUCCAGAAACUGAUAAACCGGAAGAGAGACUUCUUUAAAAAUGUGUGUUUGACCAGUGUGUCGGAAGCACCCCGGGUGCAGGGCUGGACUCCCAGGGCUGGGUGGGCUCGGAUCUUGGGUCCUGAAAGCCAUGGGCACUGGGUGGAUGCUGAGGGUGGAGGGAUCCAGAACAGGCUCUGA
Molecule: messenger RNA, 1791 nt
Organism: Carlito syrichta (Philippine tarsier)
Lineage: Eukaryota; Metazoa; Chordata; Mammalia; Primates; Tarsiidae
Product: alpha-1B-glycoprotein-like
Exons: 7
Coding region: 1-1791 (596 amino acids)
Cellular component (GO): plasma membrane
Source: RefSeq, a predicted model, not a curated record